AUGGACGGUUCGACUGCUUCAUCUGCUCUCAAUGCUUCUACUACUGAAACUCCAUUCACGCUGCCUCCCUCGAUUGCAAAGAGUAUUGAUGAUGCCUUCUUUAUCCUUCUAUCCAUGAUCAUCUUCUUCAUGCAGGCCGGAUUUGCUUUUCUUGAGGCAGGAUCUGUGCGCACAAAGAACACAACCAACAUCCUAUUCAAAAACCUUCUCGACGCCGCCAUUGGCUGCAUCGCUUUCUACGCCGUCGGUUUUGCGUUUUCGUCUGGCCAUGGCAACGCCUUCAUCGGAGGAAAUUACUUCUUCCUGAUUGACUACAGCGAUGCCAAUCUAGUAGGAUGGUUCAAGUCGUUCGUGUUUGCCGCCACUGCGGCUACCAUUGUCAGCGGUGCAGUGGCAGAGAGAGCACAGUUGCUCGCUUACAUGCUCUUCAGCGUCCUCUGCACUGGUUUCAUGUAUCCUGUCGUUGCCCACUGGGCGUGGGAUACCGACUACGGAUGGCUGACGGUUGGAGUGUCAUACCAAGGCGAAAACAUCGUUUACAGAGAUUUUGCUGGUAGUGGUGUCGUGCACGUGGUGGGCGGUGCUGCAGCAGCUAUUGGAGCAUACAUCCUCGGGCCGAGAAUCGGUCGCUUUGAUGAAGAAGGAAAGGUGAAUACCAUCCAAGGACACACCGUUACAAUGUCUACUUUGGGCGGAUUUAUCCUUUUCUUUGGCUUUUUUGCGUUCAACGUCGGAUCUUACACAUCCAUCACAAAGCCAGGAGACGCUGCCAUCCUCGCACUCGUCGCAACCAACACCGCCAUUGCUGGUUCCGUUGGAUCCUGUGUGGGUCUGACAAUCAAGAGAUGGAUGAACAGACGAGAGAAAGAGGUUGGACGAUGGAGUCUAUCGGCAGUAAUCAACGGGGCACUGGCCGGACUAGUUGCAAUAUGUGCUGGCGCGGAUGCUGUAAGGCCAUAUGGGGCGUUCGUCAUAGGACUAAUAGCUGCACUAGUCUACUUCGCUGUCAGCUGGGCAAUGGUAAAAGUACGAAUUGACGACCCUUUGGACGCAGUAGCAGUUCAUUUUGGUGGAGGAGUUUGGGGUGUGUUAGCUGAAGGGCUACUCGACUCAACGCAUGGAGUGUUCUACAACUGGGAUGGUCGAUCCAUUCUAUUCUUUCUCUGGAACCUCCUCGGAGUGUUUGUCAUCACUGUUUGGGCAGGAGUGCUCAGUGCUGUCUACUUUGGAAUAAUGAAGUAUUUAGGAUGUCUUCGAGUGUCAAGAGAAAUGGAAAUAGCUGGUCUAGACAUCAAACACUCAGAGCCAGCUUAUGAUAAACCCAUGCUCCUAUCCAACGGACACGUAAUUCUGCCAAUGAAUCCAAUUGAUUCUCAACAGGCAACAGAGACUAGAGAAGCGGAAAGAAAUGGUCAACACUUUGUAAAUGAUCACGCUGUUGAGAGUAUGCAAACAAGGCCUGCAAACCCCAAAUCGCCCACAAAUAUAAGAACAGAAGUCUUUACUGUUUAGAACUGUCAUCUGACUAGUUGUUGUGAAUGUUUUGCCUAACCUAGAUCUGUGUGCACGUUGAACUGAACAAAUACAAAAGAA
This is a messenger RNA of Corticium candelabrum, 1593 nucleotides long. Its product is annotated as putative ammonium transporter 1. The coding region runs from base 1 to 1512 and encodes 503 amino acids. Gene Ontology annotation, cellular component: plasma membrane. NCBI's taxonomy places the organism in Eukaryota, Metazoa, Porifera, Homoscleromorpha, Homosclerophorida, Plakinidae. Gene Ontology annotation, molecular function: ammonium channel activity. Gene Ontology annotation, biological process: ammonium transmembrane transport; ammonium homeostasis. The transcript has 10 exons. The record is from RefSeq and is a predicted model, not a curated record.